UGAUCGGCGGUCCAUGCUCGCCAUUUUGAGCGCAGCGUGAGAAAAAAGUGAGAUACUUUUUUUUUUUUACUGCCUGAGAGUAAAAAAAAACUGCGAAUCCCAAGCGACCUGGGGCCAAAGAUCAGUAGGAGCUGCUGCAUCAGUAUGGAGGACAGCAGUGGUGUUGCCAUUCUAGUUCCUUGCUCCAGGGAUCAUCAGGAAGUCUACAUCCCCGAUUCCCGCCUUCACGAUGAGGAAGAAGAGCAAGAGCAGCACAAGCAGGCUGCAGAUUCUCUCAUCCAGGUGAUCGAGAAGCUCAGUAAGAUAGUGGAGAAACGGCCCAGGCAAUGCACUCUGUCUGGGAAAAAGCGUCCCUCCAUGACCUGCGCCUCGGUAAUGGUGCCAGACAGCAGAGAGGGCAUUGGAGGGGUUUCCCCGUCCAAAAGAACCAGGGAGCAUGGAGAGGAUCUCAGCUGUGCAUCAAUUCCCGUCACAGAUAAAGAACUGAUUAACCAAAGUGCCAGCAUGGUUACCUGGUACCAGUGCAGCCUGUGUCGCUUUAUCUCUCCCACGCUAAGCGCUUUGAAAGAACACAUGAAGAGGCAUGAUGAGCAGCACAACGACCUUAUUUUCAUGUGCUCCGAGUGCUGUUUUACGUCCAAUCAUCAGAAGGAUGUAGAAACGCAUAUCAGGCUCCACUAUGAGGAGGGCGACUGCACCAAUAGAGCCUCUGCAGAGCAAAAGACUGGAUCGUUAAAAGGAAAUCUGCAGGGUACAAUGGGGUUCUCCGCCCUGAAAUCGGACUGUGAGUCGGAGAAAAUGCCAGGAGCCCCUAAGAAGUGGUACAGCUACGAGCAUGGUCGGUAUCACUGCCUGAUAUGCAGUUAUGAAUGCGGUCAACAGCGCAAUCUGAAAACCCAUGCCUGGAAACAUGCUGGUUUGGUAGACUGCUCAUACCCUAUAUUCGAAGAUGACACUGACCAGCAGGAGGCGUACCCUUUAUAUACCCUGAACAGCAACCUGUCCUUAGAGCAGUGUAAAAAGCAGGAGUCUAUUGUGGUUCUUGCACCUGUCCAAGAACAAGCUCAGGUUCUGCGCAGUGCUCCGUCCACUCAGCUGGAACUGUGUGCGUCGGCAAAGCAGAAAUGCGAGGGUGAAGGUGCGGAGGAGCUCGAAAACGUUUUCUCUGUUCAAGAAUCUCUGUCAGAGGAGCCUCCAGGAGAGGUUCAGGUGACUCCUGAGGCCCAGAUGGAGCUGGAGUUGGAGACUGAGAACCAGCAGACGAACACCGACAGCUUGUUGUCUUCAGUACAGAAAAUCAUCAGCUCCAGUGGCAACACCGCCGGCCACGUCAACGUUAUUGUAGAAAGACUGCCUUGCACUGAGGAACCUGUUGCUAGCAAGCCUCUGCUCCUCAGCCCGGAGGUUCCUGGAUACAAGACCAUACUCUCUUCCCAGGAAGUAGGAAUUGAGACCCAGUCUCACCCUAUGUACUGUGAGGAACAAGUUCUGAUUGACUGGAAUGACAGCGAUGAGCAUCAGGAAAUGGAAAUUCAAGAGUCUGAGUCACGUCCAGAUGAGAAUCUGCCUCCAGCCCGUAGGAGAACGCACUCGGAGUGCCUGAGAUUGCACUCGUUGGCGGCCGAAGCUCUUGUGGCUAUGCCACUGAGAGCUCCAGAGUUGAGCAAGUCCAGUAUUAAAGGCACUUCAAAUAUGAUCUCUGACACAGGCCAGAAAAUACUUGAUCUGUCUGCUGCGUCUGCUGUAUCCACCGUAAAGAUAGCUUCAACAGAGCUGGCGUCUGGGAUGCCCGGCUCAGCCGCCCUUAUAAACCUCAGCCAGGGUUCCAGAGACGAAUUCAUGUUGGAAGGUCCUUCGAAAGCUGGAAUUAGCAUGUCGUUACUGACAGUCAUUGAACGGCUCAGAGAAAGGUCAGACCAGAAUGCCUCAGAUGAAGACAUUCUGAAGGAGCUGCAGGACAAUCCGCAGAUUCUGAAUGGCAGUAUGCCGACAGGAGAGGCGGAUGCGGUGGAUGAUUGUUCCUCCACAGAAGCCGACCUGGUGGAGUACGUCGCCGGAAGUGAAAGGCCUUACCGCUGCCGUCUGUGCCUUUACAGCAGCGCCAACAAGGGCUACGUCAAACAGCACCUGCGUGUCCAUAGGCAGAAGCAGCCUUACCAGUGCCCCAUCUGCGAGCACAUUGCAUCUGACAGCAGCGAUCUGGAGAACCAUAUGAUUCACCACCGCAAGAGCCGCAUUUACCAGUGCAAGCACUGCAACGAGUUCUUUCACUAUAAGAGUCAGCUGAGGAACCACGAGAGAGAGCAACACGGGAUCAGUGACACGGCUGUGGCCCUCGCGCCCGUCUGUGAAUCCAAAGCGAAUGUGGAAGAGUCUGAAAAGACGACUGACGAGGAUAGUGUCAGUGAGCAGAAAGUGUAUAAAUGUGACAUGUGCGAAUAUACCAGCUCUACCUACGUUGGCGUGCGGAAUCAUCGCAGGAUUCACAGUUCUGACAAACCCUACAGGUGUUGCAGCUGCGACUUCGCUACCACCAACAUGAACAGCCUGAAGAGCCACAUGAAGAGACACCCACAGGAACACCAAGCCGUGCAGCUGCUCGAGCAGUACAGGUGCUCGCUCUGCGGAUACGUGUGCAGUCAUCCGCCGUCCCUCAAGUCCCAUAUGUGGAAACACGCCGGGGAUCAGAACUAUAACUACGAACAAGUGAACAAGGCGAUCAACGAGGCGAUCUCCCAAAGCAGCCGGUCUCCAGUUGUGCCUUCGAAACCAGGCCCAGAUCUAUCCACGGACCGUAUCAUCAUUCUGAGCCAAAAGGACAACUCGGCACCAUCGCCUCCUCCGGCCCCCAGAGCGCCGGGGGUACCGGCGAGAAAAGAUGGCAGCGGACUUCCCAGAGGGGGCACCGAGUACUGCGUACUGCUCUUCUGCUGCUGCGUGUGUGGCUUCGAGUCCACCAGCAAAGAACGGCUGAUGGAGCACAUGAAGGAGCACGACAUCAUCAGCAUCAUACUGAGCAAGGAGCAGCAGGGAAGCCAGGCUCCGGAAGCAGGCACGACGCAGUGAGCGAUUGGUGGAUGCCCGUACAGUACAAUAAAUCUCUUCAAAAAUUAGAGCCAGUACCGUUUUUGUAUAUAUUUUUUUUCCAUUGCACUUUUUUUCUUUUCUUUAAUGCUUUUUGAUAUACAGCUUCAAAGAUUCAGAGAAAUUCUUUUUUUUUUUUUUUUUUUUUAAGGUUUAAGAUUUCAUCUAAAACAAUAUGACUGAUAGAUAAAUAAAUAAUAUCCAAGUACAUAUUUUAACUGCGUAACAUCACAGGUGAAUUUUCUUUCAAUAUUUUAUACCUCAAAGUCUUCACUUCAACUUCAUGACAUGAUUAUAAUCGUCCACAGGGCAGCUUCUCUUUUUCACCAUUAGAUUAUUUAUCAGUAUUGUUUAUAUUGUGUAUACGGUUAAGGGAAAGUAAGAAAACGGUCGUAGGUGAAUUUCGUUUCCGUUCGUCUGUAUUUUUCUGUAAAUAUUUAUCACGCUUAUUUAUAUAUCUCGCCAUGCACCCUUCCGUUACGCUCGACGCCAGUCGGUUCUUUCUUCGGUGCUAUCGACACCCUUUUGCGGCUCACGAGGUGCUGAACGAGGCGUCAUAUCAGGAAUGUAUCUCACUCGACAGCCAGUCAGAAACGUGCAUUUAUCUGUGUUUAAAUACACAGUCACGAAACAUACUGAAAGACUUAAUUGUCCUAAUAGGAACAUCUAACUAAAUGCUUUAAGUUCUUCCUUUUCUAUUUAAACCAGUACAGAAACUCGACCUUUUUCUUUCUCUAUUUUUAAAUUUUUUUUUUAUUUAACAUUUUUUUUUCCUUCGUACUUUUAAAACUUAAGAUGCGAAGUUUUACAAUGAGCAGGUCACAAAGGAUUAUUUUAUAUCCAAACGGUUUCCACAGGAAAAAAAAAACAUUGACUGCUACCUCUGGUCAAAAAAAGUUUCCCAAAAAAAGAAAAAAUGAGUCUUAUAUUAGGGCUAAAUUUGCAUAUUUGUAUUGAUUUCGUGUCAACAGUUAUGCGAAGGAAAAAAAUGCAUGCAUAAUUCAUGCCGCUUUGAGAUCGCGUACGGGGGGGAAGAAAAGCGAAAGGAAGUUUGUUUUUUUUGUAAUACGGACGCUCCGAAUUACGAAUAUCUCAGCCUAAUUUAUAGAUAGACGAGCACGCAUCAGGAAGAUAAUGACUCCAUGCAUGUAAAGCAUGCAAUCACUGGAGCUCAUUGUGCAUUUUAAUCACAGUCGUUCGAGCUUUGCACACGAUGCUCGGAAAAAUCGCAGACGAUCUGGGAAUUGCUUUUUCCCAUUACUUACGUCGUAAAGGCGUGCGCGUUCGGUCGAGCGACGUCGAUGCGAUCGGAUUUGCAGGUUCCGAAUGAAAUUUGCUGUAUUGCGGUUCUGGUUAAUAAGCGAGCCGCUUGUUUAUCCGUGUAGACUUUUUUUUUGAAGAAGGUGGAGGAAGCAACAAAUAGUUUAGCUAGUUUUUGUAUGGCUUUUUCUGGAGAUAUAAGAAAUACAGUUUGUGGUUUGUUUGUGUAUUUGGCUUUAAUUCAUACCUACAGUUUUACAAUGCAUCAUGUAACUGAUUAAAACAACAACUCGGAAUCAUGGGUGCUCAGUCAGCUAUGUGCCUUCCAUUUUUACUCCCUUUUCAAGAUUACACCAAACAUUUAAGCCCUGUAACUGUUUUGUUUUUGUUUUUUUUGUGUGUGACUGGAUUAAGCUUUUACUGUAAAAUCUUGUUCUGACACAUAGUACUGAAGUUUGGCUUCUUUUUUUUAUUUUUUUUUUUAAGAAUUGCUAUUUUUAAGGUAACACUACAGGGAAGAAAAUGAAAAGAAAAAUAUACGGAGUAUCACCUAGCCAAAGCGUAUCACAAAAUCGUCCUCUUCUAGGAUUAUCCCCUGACUAACGGAAAGGUUAUCAUCAGAAGUUUGUACCGCUGCCAAAGGAGGACGAGGACAGUAGACUUUAAAGUUGUCUAUGCCUUUUUAGGACAAUUUUCUUUCUAGUUCACCUUCGGCGUGGUCGCACAAAAGGCCGCGUUUCACAAAUCUAGUGUUCCGUUCAAUUUAUUUAUUUACACUUCAUUGACUGUAAAAUGUUACGACUUGUAUUUUUGGUAUUAAAACACAAACGAUGACAUCAA
Silurus meridionalis is the source of this 5184-nucleotide messenger RNA. RefSeq names its product zinc finger protein 507 (gene znf507). Lineage: Eukaryota; Metazoa; Chordata; Actinopteri; Siluriformes; Siluridae. Bases 145 to 3066 code for a protein of 973 amino acids. Gene Ontology annotation, cellular component: nucleus. The record is from RefSeq and is a predicted model, not a curated record. The transcript is spliced from 7 exons. Gene Ontology annotation, biological process: regulation of gene expression.